Molecule: messenger RNA, 1374 nt
Organism: Closterium sp. NIES-67
Lineage: Eukaryota; Viridiplantae; Streptophyta; Zygnematophyceae; Desmidiales; Closteriaceae
Source: the annotation of a GenBank genome assembly
GGGUGCAAGAUUCGAGUUCCUUCUUGUACAGUAAAAUAUUUGGGUGAUUUCUCCGCUUCUCGGGCACAUGCAUGGCGGCCGCAGAUCGCGCGAAGCUGUCGGAGGACGAGGAGCAGGCGGUGUGGCGGGCGGCGGAGGCGGGCGACGAGGCGCACUUCAUGACGCUGGCCGGCGAUCACCUCGUCGCCGCGAGGGCUCUCCGCAACGACGACGGCCGCUCCGCGAUCCACGUCGCUGCGGCUGGGGGCCACGCCGGGGCUGUGCGCGCACUCCUGCGCGGGGUGGAGGGCGCGGAGAGCGCGGGGCACGUGAACGUGAGCGAUGACGAGGGGUGGACGCCGCUCAUGUCAGCUAGCAGCAGCCGCAGAACAGCUGUGGUGGACGUGCUAUUGAAAGCAGGCGCGGAUGCCAUGGCGGUGAACAGAGGGGGGAGGGCGGCGCUGCACUAUGCUGCCAGCAAGGGACACGUGGCCAUCGUGCAUUCGUUGCUCCGGUCGCCUGAAGUGCAGAAGAGAGGGAUCAACCAGAGGGACAAGGUGGGGUGCACCCCUCUGCACCGGGCAGCGGGUGCGAACCAGAGCGAGGCGUGCGAGGUGCUGCUGGAGGAGGGCGCUGCCAUCGACGCCACGGACGCUGCUGGGCGCACUCCCGCCAUGGCUGCUGCUGAAUGCGCGCACGACCAGGUGGUGCUUCUCCUAGUGCGGCAUGGCACAAACAUCCACAUGAAAGACCCAGAGGGUCUCUCUCUCCUGGACCUGUGCUCGUCCUCCGAUCUAAGAAAGGCAGUCCUGCACACGGCUCAAACGGCUGGCCACGGGACGGGGGAUACCGCUGAGGGCAGGGGAAGCAUGGAUGUUGACAAGUGACCCGUGAGCUAUAGGAAGUGGAGUGGGAUCACACUCCAUACCAUAAAAAGGCUAUUCUGCACUUGACUGACACCGCUCGCCAUGGGACAGGGGAUACCGCUGGGGGCAACGGAAGCAUGGAUGUUUACAAGUGAUCGCGGCUGGUCCAAUCUGAUGAAGGAUCGAUGCAAUUUCGGCGCAAGUCGAUUUGAUGCGGUUGGAAAGCGAAUUCGAAUAAGGGGUUACUAGUUUGACAAGGGGUCCUAGGUGCACCCUUCCAGGUGAGAGGGCGAGAGGGAAGAGGCUAGCUCAGGACGAGGUCGUGGGAACACACUCUGAAACAUUGAUACAUUGCGUGAGUGGAGGGUUGUAGUGUGGUGUAGCCAUACAUAGGUACAUGCACACACUAGCCACAUUCCUACAUUACGGGAACGUACGGUGAUGGGAGUUGGGAAGAGCAGUUACUAAGGUGCAUUAUGUAUAUAAGUUGGUUUGCAUUGGCAAAUGUAUAUGACCACUAAGAGGAGUG